AUGGCCGCCACAGGGCCUAAUAAGUUUUCCAUCCGGAGCAGCGCUCCUAGUGACUACUCGAGUUUGAGCGAUUCUCAGCUGCUCUUCAGCUCCCAGUUCUGCCCGGAGAACGUGCAGUUGGCAGCGGCACCGCUGGAGCUGGGCACACAGCUGGGACAGCACAACUCCCAGGACAGUGAGCCCAGUAUUUUUACCAAAUACCAGACAAAACCACAGUUAUUUGAUGAAGAUACAAAAGAAAAAGGUUCACUUAAUUUUGGUGCAGGAAGAGUGAAAAGUGUCUUGGAAAAUUUUGAAGUGAAUAAGAACAAAAUAAAGGACAAAUAUGAUCGUGAGGUUUUAAGCACCUUUAUUUCCAAUAUCAAAGACAGGCUUCAAGGGCUGCAAGCAUGCUUGGACAAGUUUGGAGAAAUGCUUGAUUCAAGAAACAAAUCCAUUUUGGUUCACCUGGAAACCAUUUCCAAGACAUUGCAAGAUGCUCUUCAAAGUCACUGUGGCUCAGUGCUGAAAGCUCUGACAGAUAAAAGCCAAAUGGAGCAGGCGCUGCUGGAGAUGGAGAGGAGACUUGCAGCCAAAGAUGUGGAGAUUUUGGAUGUGAAAUCCAGUGUCCAGCUGCUGAAGGAGAGUCUGGAGUCACUGCCAGCUCAGCUGAGUGAUCAGCGACUGAAGCUAUGUGAAGAAUUAGGCUUCCUGAGGCUCCCUCACACCUUGGCUGAGCUGCACACGUUCAUUUCCAGCACCAGAUUUCCCCCUCACAUGGCAGAUAACUCUUCCCAGACCUCCCCUGGCCCACGCCAGGACCGUGUUCAGGGUGAGGAGAGUGCAUGCUUGCUAUGCUGCCGAGGCAGGGGGGGUUGCAGCCCCUCGGGUCGGUCUCAGUCCCCUUGCACAGCAGUGGGGGAGCAGCAUGGAGACUCCCCUGUGAAGAACCAGGUCACCAAGGAUGGCACACCUCAGGGUGACCUAAACAUGGCUUCAGAAGGGAAAGUCAGCCCCAUUGCUACAGUGGCGUGUGGCAGAGAAAACACCUCUUUGCAGGAGGUGAAAUAUGGUCUGGAAGCACAGAGCUGUUCUAACCACCCUUGCGUGUGCUGCACUAACAGUCACUUUUUGGGGGGUAGUCAGAAGAAACACAGUCCUGUACUGCAGGAGGUGCCUCUGCCAACUCCACUGAGGAAAGUGGUCAGGAGAUGCACCAGAGGAUUGGGACCUGUGAUGCCGUCACAGCAGAAGCAGCCUCAAGUUUGCCACCUUUCUGUACGAAAAGGUACGCCUGGGCAAAGAGACAAUCACCUGUCCACAGACGGUGAGGUGAAGAAUCCACCUGUAGGGAACAAAGCAAAACAGAAGCCAGGAAGGAUCCCCUGGAAUAAAGUGACAGGAAGGAAGAAACCGUGCCCUGCUAUGAGAAAAGGCAAGCUCUGUCAAUGUGUUGACGGUGGGCUGAAGCAAAAGAAAGAGAAUGGGAUUACUGAGUUGGAAAACUCCAGAAAAAAUUGCUUUCCCAGAUACACAGUUGCUCUCAGUUUAGGAAGCUCUAACCCAACUCCUGCAGCUCCCACUCAGCAGAUCUUCAGCAGUGCUCAGCCAAGGCUUACAAAGAAUUUUGCACCGGUGCCAUGCUCCAAUGAAAGCCUGCAACAACGUGCAGACAAAAGAAAGAGAAGUUUGGGAAUUAAAAAAAGAGCAAAGGCUUCCAGUGUAAAAAGGAAUUUCUGGGAUUCCUCUCCCCAGGAGAAUAUAUUUUCCAUGUGCAGCAUGACAGGUGAAAAACAGAUGAGCUGCUUCAGCCUCCGAAGCCCUGCAGCCUCCAAGAAACCACGUCCUGUCAAUACGCUGGCUCAGCAGAAUACGGCCUGUUGCCCUUUGGUUUUUGAUAGUGAUUAUUCCGACUGAAGGGUUUUGUUUCGUGUUCAGAGUCCUCAGCACAGGCUUGACGGUCUCAGUCGCAGUUUAUUCCUCUGGAUGUGUUACCUGCUCAGUCAGAGAGGAUGCUUGAAAGUGUCGGUGCCCACUUUGAUAGAUUGUAAGGGACUGCCUGGGAUCUGAGGAGACGCCCUCCCCCAGCUUGGAAAGCUGAUGGAAUCUGUGCUGCUCCCAGCAGAGCUGCCACGGGCACCAAUGACCAUCAUAUUUAUGCAGCAGAGAAGUACCUGAGGAGUCUGCUGGGACAUUCACUGGGGAGGAGAGGGCUGGCAGAGCAGAGACGUGCAGCUCAAUCAGAUUUAGCAUCGAGAUCUACUUGAGACUUUUCAACUGGGCAGAUACAAUAAUAGCUCUGUGGCCAGAGGCUUUAAUCUGUUUCUCACUUGUAGUUGCUAUAUUGGUUCAUAUGCCUGAAAGUUCAGCUGUUUAGCUCCGUAGGUGAUAGUAGCGUUGUUCUGGUUGAUUUUGAUAAAGUUCAGAUUUGUCCCGGGAGUUGUUCGUGAGCUUUGGACAGGGACAAGUUUAGCUGAGGAAAACCAAAUCCCAACACCCCAGGUUCACCGUCUAUGGCAUUAUUUCUCCUUUUAGGCUGAAAUUUCCUGGUUUCAGAAAAUUCAGGAAAUUAUUUAGUUUCUACUUUAUGUGUCUCUUGUAUCUCUUGGCUAAUCAAGUAAUUCUCCAACAUACACUUUUCAAGGGCAGCGGUUCUCAAAUGGAAGCCAAAAGAUGUGACCUUCAGAUUCAGCACCGAUGGACAGUGCUUGUCCUUUAGAAACCACCUCUCUAGCGAGGAGUCGCUCUAAAAUUUUCAAGUCAGAAAGGACCAGCCUGCUCUCCUAACCUGGUGUACACAGCAGUGAGAUCGGUGGGGCAGCCCCAGACCCCGCAGAGCAACUCAUUCCAGGGUACCCAGCUGCAGCUAUCAGCUUCCACUGCCUCAGGGAUUUGUAUCGCAUUUGAUUUUUGGUCUGGGAUACAAAAGAAGCAUUUUGGUGUUGUCGAAGCAGGUCAAUUGCCACGAAUCCAACCGGUGUCCUCCCGAGGGGGAAGACUGGGAUCCCU
Molecule: messenger RNA, 2988 nt
Organism: Egretta garzetta (little egret)
Lineage: Eukaryota; Metazoa; Chordata; Aves; Pelecaniformes; Ardeidae
Gene: IHO1
Product: interactor of HORMAD1 1
Exons: 7
Coding region: 1-1896 (631 amino acids)
Biological process (GO): DNA recombination; meiotic DNA double-strand break formation; homologous chromosome pairing at meiosis
Cellular component (GO): condensed nuclear chromosome
Source: RefSeq, a predicted model, not a curated record